AUAUUUUAAAAUGUAUAUAUUUUUUAGCGGGUCGCUUGUUUUGUCGAUCACAGAUGUUUAUUUAUUGUUCAUUAUCAAAAUGAUCAGUGUAAUUAUUGGAAGUGACCACAUGAUUGCACAGUUCUGAACGAAUUAGGCCAUCAGAUGGAUCAUAUCGUGUUAGAACAGCAGUGACCUUCGUUGUCUCAGAUUGAGGGGAAUUCAGGUGACACCUGAAUGCACCUGCAUGCAUUUUCAUACAAAGGUAAAAAAAAAAAAUAUAAGAGUAACAGUAAGGACACAUUUACAACCUGAGAAAAGGUGACGGGGAAGAGAAAAUACAAAUAUUGUUUUCAGAUCAGUGAGAAGAGAUCAAAGAAUCAGUCCUGACUCCAGAUAAAGGUUCCGACUUUUACAACAACUCAAACUCUAAACAUCUGCAGGAGACGAACCGUGUCUCGUUUUUCUGCGUUUGGUUUUAUUUUUUUAUUUUUACAUGAGAUGAAAAAACGGAUGCAGAGGAACAGGAAUCACGGUGAACGGCAAGACAUCCUCUGUAAUCAUGCAGCGUUUCAGCAAUCAGUGGUGACGACAUGGACAGUUUGCAAAACCCUUCACAGCAACUCUGUUUUCAUCAACAUGACCACGAUGACCACGUCUGUUACUGAACAAGAAAUAAAGGGAAAAUAACGGACUUAUCUGCUACUGUUUUCAGUAGGUUCAACUUAUAAUAACCUUAUUAUUACACAAUAUUUUUUUCUAUUCUUCUUCUUCUUAUUAUUAUUAUUAUUAUUAUUAUUAACAAUUUGCACUCGUACAAGACGAACAAAAAUAAGCUAAAACAAACAUUGUUAAACAAUGAACUUGCCUGAAACAUCAUUUUGUAUUUUAUUGUACAAAGUAUUUAAAUCUUGAUUCAAAUAACAAUUGCUAGUAUUUGUUUAUAGACCCAUUCAACAAACUACAAUAUGACCGAAACGUUCAUUUAUUUCAGUUUCUCCAUUAGAGUCAAACACAGUCUGAUGAAGCUUUACUUCUGUUUUCCUGCUUACAGCUAAUUUUUUUAAAAAAAAACGACAUUUAAGAUUAGAAUAUUACAUCAAACCUGUUUCUUUUUUUCCACCCUUAAAAAAAAUGUAUUUAGGAAUGUGGCCUUAGGAAAAUGCACGUUUAAUAUUUAAAGCAUAUUUCAUUAAGCUGUAAAUAUUGAGCAUAAGUUAGGUACUUUUAUUCUGAAAAAUGAAUACUAGUUUUCCUUCAAAUAAUAAUAAUAAUAAUAAUAAUAAUAAUAAUAAUAGAGGGUUAGAAGAAAUGUUUGAUAUUGCCUAUUUAGGAAUAGUCUCCAGUCAUUGAAUUUUGCACACACGCAACCCUAGAGAAACAAACUUUGCGCAAACAGCCGGUGAAGGGCCAAGUUAUUAUUAGUUUUCCUGCUGCUGGCCCCUGAUAUGUUAACCCGUUGUGUGCUAUCUGUUCUAACUGCCUGCCUGCCUGCGGGCUCAUCCUGGUUCUGCUCCCGGGUGUGUCGGAGUGCCUGCCUGCGGAGGAGGCUCCGGGAGCGGAGAGGAAGUGGAUCCCAUCAGCCAACACGGAGCCGCGGAGAAAAGGGAAAGCUGCAGGAACGGAACAUGGCCACCGGCCAGAAAGAGGAAGGUGAAGCCUGUAUGGUCACGAAGGAAAUUGCGAGUUGUGUGCGUUUAUGAAAGAACAGAGAAUCGGGCUUUCUAAACACAAACACACACAGAGAGACAGAAAGAAUAUACGGAGCAACUUGGACGCUCGGAAGACGCGUUGAAGCGAAUUUGUCCACCAGUGAGGGAUUCCUGUCACCGUCUCACUCAGCAGCAGAGGUCCCGGACAGUAUGUGGCUGCUGGCCCUACAGCUGAUCUGCGCUGCCUUCUAUCUACAGCCAGCAACAUGUCACCCAUCAUGCCAGUUGUGGGGACAGAAAGCAUACUGCACCGCCCGGAACUUCACCUGGGUCCCUGUUCUGCCCCCCAACAUCACCCAUUUAUAUUUGGAUAUAAACUUCAUCCAUGAGAUCAACAGGACUUCUCUCAGAGACUUCGAGGAACUCCAGGAAUUAGACCUGGGAAGCCAGAAAGUAGUCCUCACCAUCAGGAACGACUCUUUCCUCAGGCAGAGAAAGUUGACCACACUGGUUCUCGGCGACAAUGUCGGCCUUAAGCUGGAGCCGCGGGCGUUCGCCGGGCUGGUCAGGUUGAGAGACCUCUGGCUGGAUCACUGCUCUUUGACCGACUCCAUACUGGCAGAAAACUACCUGGAGCCACUUCUGUCGUUGGAAAGGCUCAACCUCUACGGGAACAACAUAGUGAUACUCAAUCCGGGUCAGUUCUUUUGGAAUCUCACAAAGUUCUCACAGUUAAUUCUUGAGCUGAAUCACCUUGAGAAAAUAUGUGAGAAAGACUUAGUUGGCUUCCAGGGGAAAUUUUUUCACCUCCUGGACUUGCGGUCGAACAGCUUCUUCAGAUCUGACGUCGACUGGAAGGACUGCGGAAACCCUUUCAAAGGAAUGGCCUUCAACACCCUUGAUAUCUCAGGAAGUGGAAUGAAUUUGGAGACAUUAAAAUUGUUUUUCAGAGCAAUCAGAGGGACUCCAAUUGCUCAUCUUAAAUGUUCUGGAAGUCUUGGAAAAGACUUUUCCUAUAACAACAUGCCUGAUCCAGACAAAGACACUUUUCAAGGCCUCGAGGCGAGUUCAGUUGUUGAUUUAGAUUUAUCAGGAAACAGGAUUUUUGCUUUAAAGACUGGAGUCUUCAGGGCUCUGAAAGACACAAAGAGGAUUGAUGUCUCCCGGAAUAAGAUAAACUUUAUAGAGACAAACGCCUUCAAUGGUCAGCAGAAUCUACUACAACUCAACCUGUCAUCCAAUCUGUUAGGAGAGAUUCGCUCCAACACCUUCACCAAUCUGAUGAACCUUCUCAUUUUGGACUUGUCUAACAACCACAUUGGUGUUCUUGGAGACAAGGCGUUCAGUGGUCUUCCCCAGUUACAUCAUUUAUAUCUGACAGGAAACUCUCUGCGACAGCUGGCAUCUCCUGCGCUGCUACCGAAUUUAGAGUUCCUCCUCCUAAAAGACAAUAAGUUGCAUUCCAUCAGCAGCAUCAUUAGCUUGUGGAACAGCAGUGUCUAUUUAGAUAUUUCAGAAAACAGAUUCACAAACCUGGAGGACCUUUAUGUCGUUUUAACUCAUUUCAAGCGUCUGCUGUACUUUUUUUACGGGGGCAACACCAUUUUGUGGUGCACUAUAAAUCCAGGGGUCUCCAUGCCUCCUGGUAAUAGUUUGGCUGUGUUGGACCUUCAUGGCAGUUCCCUCCAGAUCUCUUGGGCACAGGGGCAUUGCCUGGACAUAUUUGAUAAUUUGCAGAAUCUGAUUGGUUUAAAUAUCAGCCUCAAUUCCCUGAUGACCCUUCCUCAUGGGAUAUUCAGUGGUCUCACCUCGAUUAGAAAUAUCGACCUUUCGUCCAAUGCCCUGACCUAUCUGGAGGCCAGUGUUUUCCCAGCCAGCCUAAAAUCGCUCGACCUCUCAAACAACUUCCUAGUCUCUCCCGAUCCGAUAACUUUCCACUCACUCAGCACCCUCAACCUCUUGGGAAAUCGGUUCCAGUGUGAUUGCGCUCUGGAGGGCUUCCUGAAGUGGAUGAACACGACCAAUGUGACUUUCCUGAGCCCGGCUCAGGAAUACAGAUGCGAGUUCCCAGCUUCUGUCCACAAUCUUCCCCUAGUGGAGUUUCCCACCAUCAUGGAGUCAUGUGAAGAUGAGGAAGAAGACGUUCAGGCUUUUCAGUUGGCUCUUUUCAUCUGCUCCGCCAUUCUCGUCUUCAGCCUUGUACUCGGCGGGAUUAUUUACGCCCGCCUACGAGGGCAAAUAUUCAUCAUCUACAAAAAGAUCGUCAACAGGGUUCUUGAGGGCCCCAAACCGCCUGCCCAAGAGAACAACUGGCAAUACGAUGCCUUCCUGUGCUUCACCAACAGCGACUACAGGUGGGUGGAGGCCGCCUUGCUGAAGAAGCUAGACAACCAGUUUGCAGAAGAGAACUUGUUCCACUGUUGCUUUGAAGCUAGAGACUUUCUACCUGGGGAGGAUCAUCUGUCAAACAUCAGGGAUGCUAUUUGGGGAAGCAGGAAGACCUUGUGCAUCGUCUCCAAGGAGUUCCUCAAAGAUGGCUGGUGUUUGGAGGCGUUCACUUUAGCCCAGGGCCGCAUGUUAGAGGAGCUGACCAACGUUCUGGUUAUGCUGGUGGUAGGGAAGGUUGCUCACUACCAGCUGAUGAAGUGCAAUGCAGUCAGAGCUUUUGUCCAGAGGAGAGAGUACCUCACCUGGCCUGAGGACCCUCAGGACCUGGAGUGGUUCUAUGAGCGGCUUGUCUCGCUGAUCCUCAGAGACACCAAGGUGAAGAAGUUUGCUGAGGACAAGCCUGAGUUUGUGAAGCCAGAUUGUCAACCUCCUGCUAAAGACAAGAUUCCACUUGAGAACAUCGGAGUCGUUGCCAACUCCGAUGUUGGCAACGAUGUUAAUGAACUUACCUUCAUUAAUGUGAAGGAAGAAGGCCUUUAUGAGCCAACGAAGGCAGACUCUACUCACUCUGCACAAGUUAUAGUCACCAGUCCAUAAUCGGGGACAUUGAGUGUAAUACUGUGAACAAUGUGGUGCAGGUUUCUUGUUGAGUGCUGCCUACACUAGUUUUUAGUCAAAACGUUCAAUCAGAAUGUGACCUGCGGAGAGAAGAUGCGUGUGUUCGGUGUUUAACUUGGUGGUGGAGUUGUAAGGAGUUGUCUGUAGUGCUGAGGAGUUCAUUACCAGUGAUCAGUAGCAAUGUUAUACAUAUAUACAUAAAUUUGUUGGAAGAUGUAGUUCUUCCUUUUUUGUUUUGGUAAGUCAGCACUACUGGUACCAUUGGGAUGUAAAUGCUACUGAUUUUGGGGGGAAUUUUUGUAAAUCACUGGAGUUUGAUUUUCUGUGUUGUGUGAUGGAGCUUUCAUCAGAAUCAAAUGUUCUGUGAAUAAAUGAUAAUUUAGUUUGAUUUAACCGAAUGUUUAAAAUUUUAUUAAAUUUUUUAUUUUUUUUUAGAAAACACUGAAAAAUGAAUGAAUGAAUGAAAAAAUUAGGGGCAGUGAUUACAAGCUGCUUAGCAGAUGGUGUUGCAUUCAGGCUGCAGUAAAAAAAAAAAAGUAUGGAAAUGGUUUUUAAAUGGCAGCUGGCAAAA
Messenger RNA from Xiphophorus hellerii (green swordtail), 5208 nucleotides. It is a transcript of the gene tlr5a, whose product is annotated as toll-like receptor 5a. Gene Ontology annotation, biological process: inflammatory response; toll-like receptor signaling pathway. The transcript has 6 exons. Gene Ontology annotation, cellular component: plasma membrane. NCBI's taxonomy places the organism in Eukaryota, Metazoa, Chordata, Actinopteri, Cyprinodontiformes, Poeciliidae. The coding region runs from base 1842 to 4616 and encodes 924 amino acids. Gene Ontology annotation, molecular function: protein binding; signaling receptor activity. The record is from RefSeq and is a predicted model, not a curated record.